Molecule: messenger RNA, 1962 nt
Organism: Aspergillus fijiensis CBS 313.89
Lineage: Eukaryota; Fungi; Ascomycota; Eurotiomycetes; Eurotiales; Aspergillaceae
Product: serine/threonine protein kinase SAT4
Exons: 2
Coding region: 211-1767 (518 amino acids)
Biological process (GO): intracellular monoatomic cation homeostasis; intracellular signal transduction; protein phosphorylation
Molecular function (GO): ATP binding; protein serine/threonine kinase activity
Source: RefSeq, a predicted model, not a curated record
CGCAACUUUUUUUUUACCCUUCCCCCCAAAACUCCCCCCCUCCCCAGUUCCUCCAUUCCUCCCCAGUCUUCCUUUCUAUAUCCAAUUCUCUUCCAGAGUUAUCUUUGGCCUUAGCAGCUUCGUGCUGUAGGCUUUCUUGCUCCCUCCCUACGUCGUGGGGGCAUUCUCGCUCCUCUUCUUUUUCGUCCAUAUUAUCUCAUACUACCGCACAUGACUCCACAAUCGAUUUCACCUGUACCUUCCGCAGUCUCUUCAGCCGCAACGUCACAGAUUUUUCACGACUUCGGAGAUGGAGAGUCCCAGGUAACACGUGCUCUUGCGGGCACACAUCUGUCCGACAUGAACGGGGACGCCCUCCCCACCUCCCCUGGGCCAGUGAAGGCUCCCAAACCGACCAUGGCCAACCGCAUCUCUCGUAUGUUCUCGAACACGGGCAAGACGACCCCUAAGGAGAUGGAUCCGCAUCGCGAUUUCUCGGAUAGCAGCUCGGAUAGCAUCAAAGCAUCCUCCAAUAGUAGUACGAAGCCUUCGAAACCCUCGUCUCGCCCUACCUCAAAACCCUCCUCAAGAGCGCCAUCCCGUCAAACGUCUACCAGAGAGGACGAACGCAAGAUCAAAUCCAGCAGUGGCAAGGACCAAAAAGAGGCUCCAGUCGCUCAUCGACGCUUUGAGGUGCCCGGCGAUGGUACUCACCUACAUCACCUCAAGAGUGCCAGAAGGCAAGAGAAGCUGACCGACUUGCUCCGCGAUAUGCUGGGCGGCGGAAGAAAGAAGGAAGAUCAUGUCGAGGAACAGCAAUUGUCUCUCAUGUCUACUUGGAUUGACCAAUUCAAGACCGAACGCGACAAGCUUGCUGCAGACAAGAAGGGCGGCCCCAAUGCCACGGCCUCGCUAGUUGACAAGUACGGCAAGUGUCAGGAGAUCGUUGGUCGGGGUGCUUUCGGUAUUGUCCGCAUAUCUCACAAAGUGGACCCUAAAGACUCUAGAGUCGAGCAGCUCUAUGCCGUCAAAGAAUUUCGCCGUCGGCCCCAAGAAACUACGAAGAAAUAUCAGAAGCGGUUAACAUCGGAGUUCUGCAUUUCCUCAUCUCUCCGCCACCCCAACGUCAUACAUACCCUCGAUCUCUUGCAGGACGCCAAAGGAGACUACUGCGAAGUCAUGGAGUAUUGUGCAGGCGGUGAUCUGUACACACUGGUAUUGGCCGCUGGCAAGUUGGAAGUUGCCGAGGCCGAUUGCUUCUUCAAACAGCUCAUGCGGGGUGUUGAAUACAUGCAUGAAAUGGGCGUCGCCCAUCGCGACCUGAAACCCGAGAACCUCCUGCUAACUACCCAUGGAGCUCUCAAGAUCACGGAUUUCGGAAAUGGCGAGUGUUUCCGUAUGGCUUGGGAGAAAGAGGCCCACAUGACUGCUGGGCUCUGUGGCUCGGCCCCUUACAUUGCCCCGGAGGAGUAUAUUGAGAGGGAAUUUGACCCAAGAGCGGUCGACCUGUGGGCGACUGGCGUGAUCUAUAUGGCCAUGCGGACUGGGCGACACCUUUGGAGAGUCGCCCGCAAGGAUGAAGAUGAGUUUUAUCAGCGGUAUUUGGAGGGUCGCAAACAUGAAGAUGGUUAUGCUCCCAUCGAAACUUUGCAUCGGGCUCGUUGCCGGAACGUCAUUUACUCCAUACUGGAUCCCAAUCCUUCUCGCCGAAUCAAUGCCUCGCAGGUGCUUAAAUCCGAGUGGGUUCGUGAGAUCAAGCUAUGUAAGGCCGGUGAGGAAGGAUUCUAAAGCAAAAAUCAACGAUCAACAUAUUCACGCCGUUGGGCUCACCUUCAAAGCACCGGGGGUGGUCACUUGAGAAGGGGGCCCAUGGUCUCGGCGGGCUCAAUCUUGCGUUAGUCGGGGCUGUGCAUCCCUUACUGAGAAGUCGAUCUCUUGUUUGGUGUGCGUGUGCCGAAAAUAAAACCAUAGACCCGGGUGGUU